Molecule: messenger RNA, 8507 nt
Organism: Apus apus (common swift)
Lineage: Eukaryota; Metazoa; Chordata; Aves; Apodiformes; Apodidae
Gene: AGTR1
Product: angiotensin II receptor type 1
Exons: 3
Coding region: 312-1391 (359 amino acids)
Biological process (GO): immune response; regulation of vasoconstriction; G protein-coupled receptor signaling pathway
Cellular component (GO): membrane
Molecular function (GO): angiotensin type II receptor activity
Source: RefSeq, a predicted model, not a curated record
AGCGCGCACAGCCCAGCCCAGCCCGACCAGGCGCGGUGCCAACGCCGUCGGGUCUGAGCUGCCCGUCCCAGCCGGGCUGCGGCCGCUCGUCGCCCCCAGGCCGGUCCUCCCUCCCUCUCUCCCUCCCUCCGCGGAGCCAGGCACAGCAAAUGGGUAAUAACUGAAGAUGACCUCACAGCAGGAAAGUGAGAUCAGAUUGGCAAUGCAUCACUGAGUGGCGUGAUUGAAGACAAGACAAAAAGCAGGCUACAGCAAAAGGUGUGAACAUCGUAUUUUCUCCCUGAAGGCAGGUUACAGCUGAAGACAUCAAGAUGAUUCCAAAUUACUCUACUGAAGAAACCGUUAAAAGAAUCCAUGUCGACUGUCCUGUUUCAGGAAGGCACAGUUACAUCUACAUUAUGGUUCCAACUGUUUACAGCAUCAUCUUUAUUAUAGGCAUAUUUGGGAACAGCCUGGUUGUUAUUGUCAUUUACUGCUACAUGAAAUUAAAAACGGUAGCCAGCAUCUUUCUUCUAAACCUGGCAUUGGCCGACUUGUGUUUUUUAAUAACUCUGCCGCUCUGGGCUGCCUACACGGCCAUGGAGUACCAGUGGCCUUUUGGCAACUGUCUCUGUAAGUUAGCCUCAGCGGGGAUAAGUUUCAACCUGUAUGCCAGCGUGUUCCUCCUCACGUGCCUCAGUAUCGACCGCUACCUGGCCAUAGUACACCCGGUCAAGUCCCGAAUCCGACGUACCACCUUUGUUGCCAGAAUAACUUGCAUUGCCAUCUGGCUGCUGGCCGGCGUGGCCAGCUUGCCCGUCAUCAUUCACCGUAACAUAUUCUUUGCCGAGAACCUGAACAUGACCGUCUGUGGGUUUCGGUAUGACAACAACAACACAACGCUGCGGGUCGGGUUAGGCUUAUCCAAAAAUCUGCUAGGCUUUUUCAUUCCUUUUCUGAUCAUAUUAACAAGCUACACCUUAAUUUGGAAGACCCUGAAGAAAGCAUAUCAAAUUCAAAAAAAUAAGACCAGAAAUGAUGAUAUUUUUAAGAUGAUUGUGGCAAUAGUAUUUUUCUUCUUCUUUUCCUGGAUUCCUCAUCAAGUGUUCACUUUUCUGGAUGUGUUAAUCCAAUUACAUGUAAUAACAGACUGCAAAAUCACUGAUAUUGUGGAUACAGCUAUGCCCUUCACCAUUUGCAUUGCUUACUUUAACAACUGUUUAAAUCCCUUUUUCUAUGUUUUUUUUGGAAAAAACUUUAAAAAAUACUUUCUUCAGCUAAUAAAAUACAUUCCACCAAAUGUCAGCACACAUCCAAGCCUAACAACAAAAAUGAGUGCCCUUUCAUAUCGGCCACCAGAAAACAUACGCAUGCCCACUAAAAAGACUGCUGGGUCUUUCGACACCGAAUGAUGUGUUUUGCAAUAUACUGUUUUUGAACAACCUUGUGAAUGAAGCAGCAAGAAUGACAAAGCUCAUCUACAGUCCUGGACAUCACAGCUUACUGCUCAUAACAGAAACAUUAGAUCACCUCAGAGAAAUCAUACUGUAAAGUUUUAGCAGUGACCUUUCAUUUUAUGUGGUGAAGAGGACUGCUUGGUUUCCAUUUUGUGUCUCUUUACUGAAAGCAACAUAAAUGGUGGACAGGCACGCCAGAGUUCCUGUCAGCAUCCUGCCCUUUACUCAAAACUACAAAUGAAGGGUAGAGAAAACUGAAGUUAGAAGUUCACAGAUCUUUCUAAAGGAAAAUCUUGUAUAAGUGACAGUAAUUAAGAGGGACUUGUUUUGCACAUACAUGAGCUACUAUAAAUUUUGUUCAAGGACUCCAUGGAGUUACACUUCUUGUUUCAUUGGGUUUUUUUAAUGACAGAAGUGUGAUAUAAUAAUAUUUACAAUAUACUUUCAAAUCUUUGCUAUAUGUUGAGGCCCCAUUUUAAAUUCAAAUGGAAUUUAAGGUCCUUGAAAAGAUCUCAUUCUGAUUUAUGCUACUAUUUUACAUAUUUAAAUGGCAUUUUUUCCAUGAUAAUAUAGGUAAUAAAAUGCAGAUUAAUUUAGUAAGUAUAGAAUAAAUAUAUUUUUAGAUUUAUAUCCCUAGUCACAGAUUUCAAACUUCGUUUCAUAAUUCUACAUUUAUAUCCCAGUGUGGUUUUUUAUAGUAGUUUAAAAAAAGCAUAUAUGUACACACACACACAACAAUGGGGUUCACUCAACCCUUCCUUAUGCUGUGCCACACUGACUUGGAAGAACAUUACUUAUGGAGUGGGUUGGCUCCAUACUCUAUGUGACUAAAAUUCUGUAUUUGAAUACAUGAGUUCUGGGACAGAGGUAAUCAGAAAACUUCAAACUACUUUUGUAUAGUAACCCGUGUACUCAGUGGGAGACAUGGCCAACUAAGCAAAGCCACUAAACUUCAAAUUCCUAGACAUUUAAUAAACUCACAUUCUGAUAUGCAAAAAUGUGACAAUGCUUAUUUUACAGUUUAAAUAAUAAUGCUUUUAGUCACAUCACAAAACAUCCAAGACCAAACUUUAGUCUUAGCUUUUACAGAAUUAUUCUCUGUUUAUAUAAAAACUAAUCCUAGAGUAUUUGUUCCCUGUAGAAUAUUUUUUUAUGUGUAUGAAACAAAUUCAAAUUUAUACUAGCAUAAAUUGGAACAGAAGUCUGGCCCAAACUCCAUACAAUUGAGACAAGAAGGCAAUAAGCACUGUGGGAAGUUUCAACUAAUGAUAACCUCAUAUGUCCUUUUUACCUCAAAUGAUGAACUCCAGAAAAUACUUAUUAUUGAUUCAUACUCAUCUAUUGUCUUCAAAGACAGAUGAGUUCAUAAACACUUUUUGACAUGGAAGAAAAAUUCCAAAACUUUACACGUAUCAUGUAGACAAAUGCAUGACUAACGAGAAUUUGCAGUAUUUAUAAUCUUCAGAAUCAUCCAUCUAAUGUGGCUUUGUCUCAGGUAACAAAUGGUUGGAUUAUCUAUAUUUUCUUAAUACCAGUCUCUUGCAUGUACACAAAUAAUAUCUUAAAUUAUUUUUUACUUUAGGAAAACUCAAAUGAGUUAUUUCUCUAUUUUAAUACUUUUUUUAAGAAAAAAAAUGGGACUACAACCAGAUAUGGGAAUCUUGUGCCUGCUCUUUCAUUCACUUGUUUUAAGGCAAGUUUCUUUAAUUUUUUUUCCUUUGUUCUUACAGCUGCAAAAUGGGAAUCAUCUCUACUUAAAUACGUUACAAGGCACUGUGAGGACUGACUAAAACUUCCAAAGCUGUAUGUUAAAAAAGCAUGUUAUUUCAUUAGAGGUUUAAGUUAAUUUAUCUGCAAACUAGUAACUCAAAAUUUGAAACCUUAAUGUGUCAUUUAGACAGAGAUGAUUCCUAUUAUACAGAAUGCUUUAUACUGAGUUUAUAUCUAACCUUAAAAAUGAAUAUGGCAAUAGUCCCAUGCAUCAUGAAUAGCCCCCAGAACGGUGCCCCUGCCUCAGCACUCCAUAAGCUGGUGAAGUACCAACAGAGGUUGCUGCUUAUCUGUAUGGUAUUUUGUUCACGUACAUAUGUCACAGGCUGAGCAGCAUCGAGAGCCACCCCUGGCAGAAGCAGCUAAGUCUCGUGCAUAAUUCAGUGUGCUGUGCUUGCCACCUGCUGGAUGCACCCACAAAGUUGUUUUUCAUCUCAAAAGUCGUUAUACGGAGAGACAGCAGUAUUUCCCUGCCUCCUGAUGGAUCUGGAGAUCCUUACCUGUGGAGAAGCUCCGGUAGAAAUGAAGUAGAACCUCGGCCAUCAGGAGGCAGUUAACUUCUUUGACAGGGGGCAAGCAAGCAUUUCCUCAUCAUCUGCUGAUCCCUUUGGUCACUGAAAUCCAGUAUCCCCAGUGACCACGAUUAGUAGCUCAUUUGCAAAACACUGAUUGCAUUACUACAAGAGCCAACCAAAGGAGAAGAAAUGUGCAUAUGUAUAAAAAUAAAAAUCCAAGAGUAUUUGCACAAGUGAUAACUAAGUAUUUAGCUGAAAGGACUCAUUUAUCACCAAGAAAAAAAGAAGCAGAAUCAGUAACGACCAUGAAUGAUAAAAAUUACUAUUACAGUUGAAAACAGAAGAGAAGCCAUUGGUUAGUGAUUUUGAUAAUUUCAUGUCAGAUCCUGCAAAUUUAAGAGCCUAAGUGUCCCAGUCUGCUGGUGCCACCUGUGCCUACCUGCGUCAUGGGAAAAAGGAUUUGGCUGGGUUGAUGCAGGAAAGGCAGGAAAGGAUUGCAGCUGCUUUCUUGCUUGAAGGCAAGAGUGACAUUGAAUUGAUAGGUAGAGAAAGUGGAGGGCAAAGCUGCCGUUAAAUAAUGCUGGGGAAUUUUUGUUCUCCUAAGGGGUAGGAAAAAAAAAAAAGAAAAAAAAAGAAAAAAGAAAAAAAACCACGCAGGUGGCAAAUCAAUAGAUACCGAAAAGUAUCCAGAGAUAAAACUCUAACUGGGCAGCAGCAGAGAUCAAACUCUUCGAGAGUACAGAGUUCCCGUGGACAGCAGUUGAGGCAUCCCCACAACCCCCAGCUGACAGCUAACUGCAGAGUCCCCAUUUCCCUCAACACAGCCAAAACACUUCUGUCACACAUCUAGCUGCAACAAAUGCAGCCGCUGAGAAACAUGUUCUUGCUGAGCCAUACACUCCCCUGCCCAACUACUUGUUGAAAGUACUGCACUGGAGACCUGUGCACGGGUUGUGCAGAGCAGCAGUGUGACUGAGUGCAGGACUUGGCUGCUGUUUUGGAGUCUUGGCCGUGUGGUCCCUACUGAGGUGCAGGCAGGUAGGAGAUGGCCAGAGUAUCCUUUGACGCAAGAACCCAGUCCUUGACAAGAAAGGAGGUGAACUUAAGAUUGGGCUCUGUAUGACUUCACCACCAGGAACUCCAGGUUGAGCCAUCUUAAUAUCAAAAUAAGAACUAGCUAUGUGUAUUUAACAACAAGCUCCCUCUAUCUUAAGGAACACAAAGUUAAUUAAGAUGCAGAAGUAUGGAUACUUAUUUUUAAAACAACAACAGAGUACUUUUCAUUCUCAGGAUGACCAAAGUAAAAUACUUGACAAACUUUUAGGCUGUGCCUAUAAUCUCCUGCUGUGAGGAACUCAAACCAGCACUAACGAGGACAGCAUAUAGCCAUCCCUAAAUACAGGGAUCACUACUCCUAAUUUAUCACAAAUAUAUUCUGUUGGCUUGUUUGAAUGAAUACUUCCUGCUGGCAGAAUAAUUACUAAAUCACAUUAUGCAUGACAUGCACAUUCAUAAUAUUUAUUUCUAUUUAUUGUGUGAUAGUACUUUCUAUGACCUGUGUUUCAAGCUCUGCUCUCUACUUGCUUUCCCAUCCUAAAUUAUACUAUAUAAUCUAUGCUGGCUAGCCUAAAUUCCAACAAAAUUAUUACAGAUACAAUAGAGAUUAAAUCGGCUUCUCAGUUGAACAAUUUCCUCAUGUUUACAUUGUUAACUAAUUGUUCCAGAGUAAGUACAAGGCCAAAAGUCCUUUACUUUACCAGAACUACUAUUUAGGUGAUGGCUUUCUUCACCUACUUGAAAUUGUAACAGCAGCAGAGAAUAUAGUAGGAUUCCCAGGUUUGGUUUAGUUUUGCUUGCAUGGUGUCAGCAAUGAUCUAUCUUCCUGACCUCCUUUUAACGUAUAAUGAAGUGCAGGUAUUCCCAGGGAAAAGUAUCCAAUGGAAAAGAGAAACAAAUCCUUGGGAGGGGGCAGAAGAAGGCCUAAAGCAAGAACUUGUUGAUUUUGGAAAUACUUACUGUUAAAUGUAAAUACUUAAUUUUAUUUUGUAACAGAUUAAAAAAAAAUUAAAAUCUAAGAAUAAAUAUUUCAUAUAAGUAGUAAAAACUUCCAGAAAGUUUUGAGAGGGUCUUUUAAGUUCCUUAAUAACAUCUAGCUCAGUUUGGAACCUAUCAAACCAUUUUUACCCUGCUCACAAGGUCAGGGUCUCCAGCUCUGCUCUCCUACAUCACGUUACAGGCUUGGCCAGACCAUCAUCCCACUAGAUUGUGUAAAGUGAUGAGGUUGUCCUAUCAAUCAUCAAGUCCAUUUCAACAGUGACCUCACUACCAAGGCUGAAGUAACAAAUCCUCAAUGUUAAUGUCAGAGCUGUCAAGCUCAUUGUCACUGGCGAGUUCUGCUUGACACUCAAGAAAUAGGUACAGACCACAUUUGAGAAUAGCUUUGUGUGAUCUUUUUAGUGGGCUAGUGCCAUGGUCUGCAGCUUUAAAAGUACUUGGUAAAUUAAGUAACAAGGACCAGAUACUAUUUGCUUUUAAAGAUUUUUGUGAAGUUGUGAAGUGGUGGGUGUUAAUGUUUUCUGUUUCAGUAAAAAUAGGUUUAAGUUGUAGAACGUCCUGCUAUCGUAUAAGAACUUUUAUUGGCUGAAGUAUUACUAACAACAUACAUGCCAUCAACUGAUGUUUUUGUGAAAGCCAUCUCCACUGCUGUAUUAAUCCACCCAAGGCAAAGAGAUAUUUCUGUAUUAUUGUAAGUACCACACUUAUCAGUAUAUCUGUAGCUAUAUAACUUAGACAAUAUCAUCCUUACCAAAGUAUUUCCAUUUAAUGCUGCAAUAUUUUAUACUGCCAUUCCUCAUUCCUUUUAAUCCAAAGUCUAACCCAGGUCCCCCUAAACUCAAAAUGAACAGGCUAUGUCUACUAUGCCUACAAUUCACACUGAAAAGGACUCCUGGUCACCUCCAGAAUCACAGAUAGAACAGCAGAUCAGCAAUUCACUUGUCCUUCCCAGAACUGGCUAUUCUAAAAAAAUUUCCUUGAGUAGACACUUAACAAAUUGCUAUUUUUUCUAUAUGCAAGUUAGACUUUAAAGCAGAAUUUAGGCUUAAAUUUUACAAACUAAAUUAUAUUUUAGGGACAGAUUUAGGCAGAGUAUUGUGUCAAACACAGGACCACAUUGCAUUAUGAGCAAUGGCCCUGAGAAGCACAGGCUGCCUGUAGUCAAGUGUUCAAUGUAAAUACAUCCACUUAUUUGGAAUCAGCAUUGGUGCUUCUAAGCAGACCAACAUUGUACAGUGGCUUUAGUGGAAACAGAAUCAGGUUCCAAACAUAAUAAGAGAGGAUUGGUGCUUUUUCUUUCUCCUUUUUCUUUUCAUUUGUUUUUUUGUUGUUGUUUUGGUUUAUUGUUUUUUUUUUCUCCAAAGAAGUGGUAGCAUGGAUCACAUAUUUCCAUUUGGAAUCUGUACAAAAAUAAAAUUUACUUGAACUUUGCAUAUCCCUAGUAAACCCCACUUCCUAGUCUGUUCUGUAGCAUCACACACUGGAAAAAAAGUGAAAAUCAGUUAAAGGCUGGGCUUAUGAAAUUUGAUAUAGUUUAUCUACUUAUUUUCUAUGUAUUUGAAUUAUUCCACAGCUUUAUAUAUUGUCAGUGCUGUGAGGCUACAAUCAAGCACAGGCCCUGGUGCAGGAGAUGCAUACACAGAAAGACAAAAUCCCUUGGAGAUUUACAGCCUAAUUAAAGGGUGAAAAAUUGUUUUAAAAGGUGGAAAGCAAAAACUGUUGCUGAACAAAUACGAAAUUGUGAAGGUAUUUCACCCAGAUACUAUAUUUAAAACAAACAAAAAACCAAAACAAUUUUAUUUUUAUUUUUUUAAAACCAAAGUGGGCCAAAACCACUUCUGUAAGAGUAGAAAAUUCUGGAAGGUUUUAUUAUGUGAGGAACAACCCUGCACAUACACAGACUUUGCAGCAUCUCCAACUAAUAUUCUUAAGCAAAUGUAAAUGACAAUUUUAAUGAAAUUGAAUGAAUAGCCAGAAAUGUUUUAGUCAGUGGAUGUGCAUAAGAUAUUAGCAGUUGAUUUGACACUUUUUUCCACAAUUUUUUAUUAGUUUCUGUAGCUUUUUUAGGCUUUCAUAAGGAUUCAGCCCUGUAAAAACCCUCUAAGCAUGAUAAAAAUUAGAGGACCCAAAGCCCUCUCCCUGUGUAAGAUCACCAUAAAGUGAGGGAAUAUGUAGGAUGCAGGAUACCUUUUAAAGACAGGUCCCUAAUGUACAGAUGUAAUUUCACCUACUACAGAUUUGUUAAUGUUGAACCUGGGUUUUGUGAUAUGGUUAUUCGAGAUAGAAAUGUAAAGCAGCAUGCAGGGAGGCAUACUUUACAUUAUAUACUAGACUGUACUAUGCAGUGUAUACAUGUUAAAUCCAUUCUGUUUAGAAUUCUCUGUUCAUCUGUAAUUUUUACAUGAGUAGACAGUAGAUACGCACUGCUUUCAGAAAAAAAAAAAUACCACAUCUUAGAGAGAUUUCUGUCUACCAUGACUGUGCAAAAAAAGUAAUCAUUUUUCACAGAAGCAUCUACGUCAGACUGAUUGUAUUUUUGAAAUACUGAAAACAUUAAACAAUCCCAAAUAACUUUAAGUGUUGGUUUAACUUAAUCUUCACAUAAUACGGUUAGAGUGUUUCUUCCAGGUUUUUUUCUCAUCAAACUUACAAGUAGCUCCCAACGCAUGUGGUAAAACAGAGUCUGACAAGAACACUGGAACCUAAGUGAAACUGUACAUUAUGUACUGUG